AUGGCAACCCCCAAACAGAAAGGUCGCAAGAAAGUCCACAUUCUUCCAAAGCUUUCGGCCAAGGCACGGGCGGCCGAUGGAGUGUACGCGUCCAUCAGUGCCAAAUUUAAAGGCCCAGGGCCUGGGAAAUACAGCCGGCAGCCUUGUACCGGCCUCAAGGACCACGAUUUCACAAAGUACGCCGAACCAGCCUUCACGAUGCGUGUCAAAUCUUCGGAGAAAAUGAUCUCUGUCAAUGAGAGCCCCGGUCCCUGUUACUAUGUGGAUCCCAGCAUUUCCCACCUAGGAAUAUGGAGGCCCUUCUCGUACCGCAUGGCGAAAGAGUCAAAGAGCACAAGUGCGAUACCCACACCAGCCCCGAAUCAGUACUACGUGGAGAAUAUGCGCCCUCUGGAAGAGCCCAACGCACCAGCAUACACCAUUGGUCUCCGCACGCGCUAUUGGGAGAACAGCCCUUAUCCUGCCCCUAACAGAUACACCCUUCCAGGGACACUGGGCCCCCGGUUAACGGUGAAACAAUCUGCCCCCUGCCUCUCCAUGGGCACCAGCGCUUCCGUGUGGGGUUCUGCCACGGACAGGGUGAAAGGGCCCGGCCCGGCGGCUCACACCUUGCCCCAUCCAGAUUUCUACCUCCACUGCCAACCAUCCUACAGCCUCUCCCAGCGAUUCCAGCCGUCCACCAAGGAGUACAUGCCAGGGCCCCCGGACUACAAUGCCGAGAGGGUCACCUUGCACAAGCCCAAAGCGCCGCGUUUCAGCCUCGGGAUCCGCCACUCCGAAUACUCACAUGGCACCCCGACCGUCUGCCUAAUCCAGGAUUGA
This is a messenger RNA of Euleptes europaea (tarantolino), 822 nucleotides long. It is a transcript of the gene CIMAP1C, whose product is annotated as ciliary microtubule associated protein 1C. The coding region runs from base 1 to 822 and encodes 273 amino acids. The record is from RefSeq and is a predicted model, not a curated record. Gene Ontology annotation, cellular component: cytoskeleton. NCBI's taxonomy places the organism in Eukaryota, Metazoa, Chordata, Lepidosauria, Squamata, Sphaerodactylidae. The transcript is spliced from 4 exons.